UCAAUGAAACACACUAAUGUAUACCAAUAUACAACAACAACAACAAAAAAGAGAGAGAGCCAUGAGAGUUUAUCAAAUAGCAAAUAUAUUUUUCAUUUAAUUUUUAAGAGAUGAGUAGUUCGAAUUUUGCUAGUAGUAGCAUGUCGGGGAGCGGAGGCGGUGGAAGCAGCAGUGGCGGAGGCGGAGGAGGGCCGUGUGGCGCGUGCAAGUUCUUGAGGAGGAAGUGCGUGACGGGGUGCAUAUUUGCGCCACAUUUUGACUCCGAGCAAGGAGCAGCGCAUUUUGCGGCCGUGCACAAGGUGUUUGGAGCUAGCAACGUGUCGAAGCUCCUCCUCCACGUCCCACUGGAGAAGAGGCCCGACGCUGUCAUCACCAUUUGCUACGAGGCCCAGGCCCGCCUCAGGGACCCCGUCUACGGCUGCGUCGCCCACAUCUUUGCCCUUCAACAACAGGUGGUGAAUCUGCAAGCAGAAAUCUCCUACUUACAAGCCCAUCGCGCCACCCUGGAGCUUCCAACUCCGCCGCCUCAGCCGCCGUCGCUACUGGCACCACCACCGCCGCCCUUAUCCAUAGCCGACCUUCCCGCAUUUUCAGCAGUUCCAGCAACGUAUGAUUUGUCGUCUCUAUUUGAUCCAACGGCAUGGAAUCUCCCUCAUCAAAGCGACACAUUAACAUCUCAGUUUCCGACACUUCGAGGCGGCGGCGAUCUUCAAGAACUGGCUCGUGAGUUUCUGGCUAGACGCGAGCCACGUACAAAUCAACCAGCUUCGGCCUUGCCACCUCACUCUACCUAAUUCAAAUUCAACAAAUAAUUAAUGGAAAACAAAAUUAACUUUUUUGUCUCUCUUUUUUUUGCCUUUUGCUCUUCGGGAACUGAUUCAUCGAUCAUAAUUCCAUCUGAUUUUGA
Messenger RNA from Salvia splendens (bonfire salvia), 907 nucleotides. RefSeq names its product LOB domain-containing protein 18. The record is from RefSeq and is a predicted model, not a curated record. The transcript is spliced from 2 exons. Gene Ontology annotation, biological process: hormone-mediated signaling pathway; positive regulation of DNA-templated transcription. Gene Ontology annotation, cellular component: nucleus. The coding region runs from base 111 to 794 and encodes 227 amino acids. NCBI's taxonomy places the organism in Eukaryota, Viridiplantae, Streptophyta, Magnoliopsida, Lamiales, Lamiaceae.